AUGCCUCGGAGGACUCCCGUGUCGACUACAACAACGACAACGACGCCUAUAACCCCGUCAUCAUCAUCAUCUCCUUCCCGGUUAAAGCGAUCUAUUAGGGGUGUUCGUAACCUGUUGACGUUUCGGCAUUUGGAUCGAUGGCAUGAUGAACCUGUAGUACCAUGCAAUACCACACCACAACCACAUACCAAUUUACAUGCUGAUGGCAUUGGCAAUAAUAAUACGACUACUAAUGGACUUCCUGAAGUGGCAGUUACAUUGACGGCGGAUGUUUGUGGAAAGGCUGCUAUGGAUUUGUUGACCGUUGUACAUCAUCAACAACCACCACGAUUUGCAGCUCAUGAAUCACCGCUGACAUUGUCAUCCUUAGGUGAUGUUAAAGGAUACGUACACUAUGAACCAAAACGUGGUGUGAUUGGGCUUGGUAAUCGUCCUCCAGGAAACACCAAGCACACACGUUCGAUAUGGUUAACGCUUGAGCAGUAUGCUUGGGUUGUACGGCGACUUCAAGAAGAGGAUGAAUUAUUGGUACAACAACAACAACAAAAUCGUCAUCAUUCCUUUCACCCUAUACGCAACAACAACAGCACCAUCUCGCCCAUGUUGGGUAUACUCAGACAUUAUGAAUCAAAAAAAGCCCAAUCAUCAUCAUCAUCAUCACCAACAUCAUCACCACGCAUGCCUUCUUCUUCUUCACCCAUCUCGGCAACACGACGAUUAUCACGGCUUGUAUUGCUGCAUCCUGCCACACAACGGAUCACUCAUAGCAUACGAGGAGGUGAUCCUGUUCUACUGCUUCCCAAAACAUUGCUUUUGCAUGCAGCAGCUUACAUCCCCAUGACAAAGCCAUUGCCACCUGUUAUUGUCACACACGAAAACUCGCACCAAAGACUGUAUCACCAUCACCAUCCUAAUAGCACGAGUAGCAACAGCAACAACAGUACUACUACGAGUGGUGGUGGUAGUACGAGUAGUAGCAGCAGCAGCAACAGCAGCAAUAGUAGCUAUGGCAACCACAAUACGGUUGCUACCCAACCACCACCAGCACCCUUUCAAUCAAUUUCACCCGAUUUGCAAAACCGAUUGAAACGCUAUGUACAACUCGCAGCCAUGGCAACCCAUCAGCUGACCUUGGAUACUGCAUGUCAUGAGCUUGUAUGUCUUCGGUGCCGCACGAUGAUGCAUGAUGAAGCACUUUCUUAUCUACGUACCAUUCGUCAUGAAAAAAGGCAAACCUUUGACACUUAUCCAGCCCGUUCAUCCUUGGCACCAAUACGACCCUCAUCCGCUAUUCUAUCAUCUACAGCGGCUCUCAGCAGCAAUAGCAGCAGUAUUCACACAACAACAGCGGGCAUUGCUAAUGCUGCUGCUGAGUAUUCAUAUCAAGAUGGCUAUGUGGCUGUGGAUGACGAACGACAAGAGAUCAUUGUCACCUUUCCUGGUACAACAACGAAUGGAGCUGAUCAUCAUAGCUUGUACACCACAUCCUUUGCAACCGUGCCUUGGCAUGAAGAGGAAGGCAUUUAUACACCCGAAGAUGAUCACCAUCAUGGUCGUAAUGAUGAUGCAGGCAUGAUGGACAGGCACACAUGGCGACAUGGAACACACUAUCAGUAUCAGCAGCAUAAUCGACCAUGGGUUUUGGAAGCUGCAGCCGUAGCAUGGCGACGCUGUGAAAUGACCGUGGCAACUGCAUUGAUGCGAUUAUGUCGAAUUACGCCUUGUCAUUAUCGAGUUGUGAUUAUUGGACAUGCAUUAGGAGGAGCGGUAGCUGCAUUGUGUGCAUCGUCAUUGGUUAUGACGGGGCUACUAGUGGAUCGCCCCGUGACAUUGUGUGCCAUUGGUCCACCACGCACGGGUAGCCAUGCCUUCGUCAGCCAUCUUGCAGAACACGUUGAAACCAUUCGCAUCACACAUCCGGAAGAAGAUCCCUUAUCUCAUCUUCCACCACGUACCUCUGGUUUGGUUCACUUUGGCACCACUACCGUUGUCUUGACAUCGGCCAUCAAUAAUACACCACAUCCUCAUGCUGAACAAGAUAUCCGACAGCAAUACCAAUUCGAGGGAAAAAAGAAACAAAAUGCUUGGAUCUUAAGGAAUAGCAGUAACCUCGGCUGGAUCGAGGAUCAAAUCUCCCAUAUAUGGCCACCCUCGGUGUUGCCACGACAACCAUUACCAUCACCACCACCACCACCCAUCCCAUCAACUUCUGCUAGCUUGAAGUCGGCUGCAACUACCACACACAACCAUGAUCUCAAUUCUCCUUAUACAAUUUGGAACAUUCAUCUCCAUGCCAAGGCUUGUCAAUCACAUCCAAUGAGCGAUACAUGGUUACGCGUAGGUUAA
This is a messenger RNA of Lichtheimia ornata, 2346 nucleotides long. RefSeq lists its product as uncharacterized. Lineage: Eukaryota; Fungi; Mucoromycota; Mucoromycetes; Mucorales; Lichtheimiaceae. The record is from RefSeq and is a predicted model, not a curated record. The transcript has 2 exons. Bases 1 to 2346 code for a protein of 781 amino acids. Gene Ontology annotation, biological process: lipid metabolic process.